AUGGGCGUGGGAGUGACCUACGAGCACGGAAGAGUGGGCGGAGCCAAGGUGGGCGUGGAACUAAAGUGUGGCCAUUUCACACGUACUGAUUGCUGGGACUCAAACUACCACUUCGUCCAGACAGCGUAUGGAGACCCCGUUCAUGGACGUGAAGACCAUGUCGAUUCCCCGACACAGGUCCUGCUAGGUGGUACUUUAGAUCAAGUCAUCGCAGAUCUUGGUCAAGAUAAAGUUCGUCAUUCUUCAGUAAGCACGGUUGGUGCUACAGGUGACUUUGCUGUUCUGCUAAUUUCGUUUCAGCUGAAGAGGGAAAUGCCCCCCCCCCUCUCCCUCCGCCACUACCGGAUUUCCUCAAACACUGGCGUGAUGUGGGGCUACUUUUCUGAACUAACCAGCCUACACCUUCCACACCACGUAAUGCUACACCGAGAACAAGAACGAGAACUCUCUAAUCAGAUGCUGGCUGAGGUACCCAAGUCACGCUCCAAUCACCAUCUCAGAACCUUUACCGCCCGGGUAUGCAAGGUUAUGGAAGAAGUUCGUAGCUUGCAACAACAGGUGACACUACAGGAGGUCCUUGCGGAAGACCCCUUUUACGGUGAGUUGGCCGCUCAGCUCCCUGUGACGCUGGACCCCAAUGGCAGUGACCAGUACCUGUUCUUCAUCGUGCCGAUCCAGAAGAGCGAUGACAUGAACGUGGUCGUGCAAGUGGCGCAGGUUCAAGAGGGGUCGUACCUUCGCAACGACUCGAGGGCUGUCAUAACCGCGGAAGCAGAGAACGGCGACGUCAAUGUGUCUUCGAUCGUCAGUCCUGACUUGUCCCUGGACGACGUGUUUCGCACUGGAGAGGAGGACAUCCAGCCAGAGUUCAACUUCCAGGUCCCGGUGGUCGUCCCGCUGAACUUCCCUUUCCGGUACGACCCCGGGGAUGGGUCGCCACCGCUGCCCAACUGCGCCGUCGACUCGCGCACUUGGAUGGAAAAUAUCAUCUCCAAAAUCGCGACCACAAUGGAUCUGGACUAUACUCCAGAGUGGGACCAUAGCGACCUUACCUUGAGGAUUCGUCUGCUGAAGGACACCUUGGCAGCGACGUCGGUGCAGGACCUCUCCACCUCCGCCCUCCUUGCAACGUUCCUGGAGAAGGUCAUGAUCUGCAACGCUUUAGCGGGCACUAGGACAUCGGCCAUCUUGCAGAAUAUUGACAGCCUCACGGCUAACUACGGAGGUAUUGUGUCAGAGGCUGUCGACACCUAUCGUCUCCUGCAGCAGUCCCUGGCGAUAGCUAGCACUGCUGUACAAUCACUUCCCCAUGAUGCUGCUGUAGAUAUCGCUGAUGCACAGAUAAACAUUGUGAGCCCUUCGGUAAACACAAUACUGACCCAGCUUGAGGCCGCUUACGAACUGGUGAGAGAGCUGCAGAGCAAAGAAGAGGAGUGAAUGAAUCAUUAAUAAUCAUUCCCUCAUUGGUUUUGUUUGGACUUGUUUUACCUUUUUCAUUCAGUUAACGUAAUUGCAUCUUCUGUUAACAACCGCAUAUGAGGAUAUAUAUAUUUUUUUUUUUGGUAGAAAAUGCUAUCAGGAUUAUGAAUUGGUCAGUAUUUGCAUGGGAGAUUAUUACAAUUGAAAGAUUCUUAGUGUUCAGUAAAUAUAUGGUAAGAAGUGUUUUUACCUUUCGACAUUGUGUUACGUUUCGAUCACUUUUUCGACAUCAUGGUACCCCAAAUUAUAACUUCUAAUAAGGG
Messenger RNA from Penaeus indicus, 1742 nucleotides. RefSeq lists its product as uncharacterized. Lineage: Eukaryota; Metazoa; Arthropoda; Malacostraca; Decapoda; Penaeidae. Bases 1 to 1437 code for a protein of 478 amino acids. The transcript has 8 exons. The record is from RefSeq and is a predicted model, not a curated record.